AAACAGUAUCAAUAUGUUCCGUUCGAUUGCUUUAUUCGCGGUUGUAGUGCUCUUUCAGGCGGCUAUUGCCGUCGAUGUGUCCAAGCCCGAAAUUCAAGAGCUCAAAUACAUCAGUAAAGGUGUCGUGCCAAUAGCGGCAUUGCGAAAUUUCCUGCGUGGUUCCACCCAUUCUAAUGGAUUCAUCGGAGAUCUCGAGCUUGGCAAAUUAACAGUAAACGACACAAUGGCUCAUUUUUUUAAUUAUCAUUACGGUAAUAAUUCACCACAUCUUCAAACGUGGCGUUUAGCGAGGGUUACUUUUUCGGACAAAAUCGUUACUUACGUUGUAGUACGAAAUAACGAGAAUAGUUACGGAGCAGUGUGCGGAGAAGCGAGUGAUAUAGGAUCAAAUCAAUCGCCGAGAUUUUGGGUGCGCAUCGCUCCUUAUUCGAAUGUUACGCUCACGCAAUACAUUUUUGCGCGUUACGAGAAAAUUCAUUAAUAGUGAUAAUUUUUAUAAUCAUCUUUUAAUUAAAUAUUCUAUUUUAUUUAAUUAAGUAUUUAAUUAAAUUAACUAAAACUAAAUAUUAUCUAAUCUGAAAUGAAAGGCGUACGUAACAAUAAUGUAAUGUAAAUACAAUAUUAUGUAGUGUAAAUUGCACAUUUAGAACAGAAAAAUAAAAAAAAAUAUAUUUUUAUUAUUUAUUUAA
This is a messenger RNA of Wasmannia auropunctata (little fire ant), 689 nucleotides long. RefSeq lists its product as uncharacterized. The record is from RefSeq and is a predicted model, not a curated record. Bases 14 to 481 code for a protein of 155 amino acids. NCBI's taxonomy places the organism in Eukaryota, Metazoa, Arthropoda, Insecta, Hymenoptera, Formicidae. The transcript is spliced from 3 exons.